Messenger RNA from Nicotiana tabacum (common tobacco), 441 nucleotides. The record is from RefSeq and is a predicted model, not a curated record. Lineage: Eukaryota; Viridiplantae; Streptophyta; Magnoliopsida; Solanales; Solanaceae.
AUGGCGAGAACUCGUGCAUCAGGACGUGGUGGACGACCCCCAGUACCACCAGCUCGAGGCCGUGGACGUGGCCGCGGUCGUGGUCGUGGACGAACCGGUCCAGCAGAGGCAGCACCUAUAGAUCCACCGGUUGCUCAGGUUCUGGAGCAGGUUCCAGCAGCACCUCCUCAGGCACCUGCAGUGCCUAUUGUGAUACCGGGCCUACAGGAGACUUUGGCACAGAUUCUAUCAGUGUGCACCGUGUUAGCCCAGGUGGUGUCAGCUACAGCAGCUGCUACAUCUCAGACAGGGGGUGGUCAGCAGACCCCUGCGGCUCAGACUCCAGAGCAGGUUAUUCAGGGCUUGCAGACUCCUGAGGCAUCCCCUAUUGCUCCAGCUGCCCCAGUGGCACCGGUUAUUCCAGUUGCCCCAGUUGCGCCAGCCCCUGGUUAUAUUGUUCCU